Messenger RNA from Didymodactylos carnosus, 654 nucleotides. The record is from the annotation of a GenBank genome assembly. Lineage: Eukaryota; Metazoa; Rotifera; Eurotatoria; Philodinida; Philodinidae.
AUGAAUGGUCAAUAUCCGCUUAUAAUUGGGAGUGACACGACAUCAGAAAUAACAAAAGCUGUGUCCAAAGUUUUCCCACCAACAACCCAUUUAUUUUGUACACGUCACGUACGUCAAAAUAUCGAACGACAAUUGACUAAAACAAGAGUACAUCAGGAUGAUAGACAAAAGCUAUUGGAAGCUAUAUUUGAUGUGCCUGAUUCAUUAAUUAAAUCAGAUAAUAUUGAAGAAUUUGAAGAUCGAUUAGCCGAAUUUGAACAUCUUUGGAAUGAAAUUAAAAACACUAAUCCAAAUAAUUAUAAGCAUGUGAUGGAUUUUCAUGAUUGGUUUAUUACGUAUCAAGCACAAAAUUUUCAAGAACAUUUAAUUGGUGGUAUUCGAAAUGCUGCUGGUUAUGUGAAUCAAGACGGAACAGCAAAAUUAUUUUAUAAUAACGACAAUGAGGCUCUUAAUCAUAUGUUAAAAAAUGAGUCAUAUUGGGAACGAAGACCAUUAUCCGAUGUAUUAGAAUCUCAAUCAGAACGAGCACAAAUAAUACGCGAUUAUUAUGCUUAUCAGCUACCUAUCCGGCAACCAACGACUGAUUUUAAUAUUCCAGCUACUGCAGGACGAAAACUGGGAAGAAAAGUAUUCGUGGGACAACAACAACCAUAA